GUUCCUGCCACGUGACCAGUUAACCCGUCACAGCCGUGCUUUCUUUUCUCAAAAUUACCGAAACUACUGCUUCUCAUAGGGUGUAUUCCUAAAGUAUUUAUCUUAAAACGUUAGAAGGUGGACAAUCAUGUAGAUUCUGGUAGACUAUCAUUUACUUAACAUGCUGGUGUUAAUACAUGAACGCCACUACGACACUGGACAUGUGAACUAAGUUACGGCAAUUAAAGGGUUAGCCAGCAUUUCUAGCCGCACCCUCAUCUACAUCCUGUGCACCGUUAGCUGCCGGAAAGUCUGUGGCUGUGUGCAAAUGAACUUUGCUACAAGGUGCUUCUUUAGCAGUACAAAGGUUGUGUAAACGUUGAAUUGUACUACACUCUUAUGCCCACGAGGACUGUCCAAAGCCAUUUUGUCACGGAGACCGAAGGUUGGGUCGAGAAGCUUGAGUGAUUUCCUCUGAUCUGCACAAUGAACUUCCUUCUGGAGACACUGCAGGUGCUAAUCCUGUCCAUAUACUUAUCCUUGGAAGCUUUUGUUAAACUGUUCAUCCCAGUAAGGAGGAAAUGUGUGGUUGGGGAGAUAGUGUUAAUCACAGGUGCUGGAAGUGGCAUUGGGAGGCUAAUGGCCUUGGAGUUUUCCACCAUGGGUGUCACGCUAGUACUGUGGGACAUCAACCAGGAGGGUAACAAAGAGACGGCUCGUCUAGCCAAGGAAAAGGGUGCCUCUGAAGUUUACACAUACAUGUGUGACUGCAGCAAGAAGACAGAGGUCUACAGAGCCGCUGAUCAGGUCAAAAGGGAAGUUGGUGAUGUUAGUAUACUCAUAAACAAUGCUGGGAUUGUUACUGGCAAGAAAUUCAUGGAUGCACCUGACAGCCUUGUAGAAAAAACAAUGGAAGUCAAUGCAAUGGCCCACUUCUGGACGUACAAAGCAUUCCUUCCAGCAAUGAUGGCAAGCAACCAUGGCCAUCUUGUCAGCAUUGCCAGUUCUGCUGGACUCAUUGGAGUUAAUGGCCUUGCAGAUUAUUGUGCCAGCAAAUUUGCUGCUGUUGGCUUCGCUGAAUCCGUGGCCCUGGAAUUGCUAGCCACAGGGAAGGAUGGGAUUAAAACCACUAUUGUCUGCCCAUUUGUUAUCAACACUGGAAUGUUUGAUGGCUGCAAUACUAAAUGGCCCCGUGUGAUUCCCAUUUUAGAUCCAAACUACGUUGCCAGAAAGAUUGUGGAUGCCAUCCUGACGAACCAAGUGCACCUUCUGCUUCCCAGGAGCAUGUACUUUAUCGCAGGCUUAAAGAACAUUUUGCCAACUAAGCUUGGAGUGGUUCUGGGAGAUUAUCUUGGUGCAUUUCACUUGAUGGAUGACUUUAAAGGACGCACAAAAGUGGAUUAAGUCUGUGAAGUUGUCGAGGGAUACUUCCAUGGAUUCUAUUGAUCUUCUCCAGUAUAUAAAAUAUCAAUUUGAUUAUUUUAUUAUCAUUUUUUAUAAAUCUGGUAUUUUAGAUUUGUCACUUUGAAUUUGAAUGUUAGAAAUUUGCUAAACUAAUUUACUGGUCUGCUUGAUUGUAAUUACCUGUUAUUGAAAUGGUAUGACAUAUGUCAUGUUUUAAAUAUGAAGGAUUUUAGGAUUUUAAAUUGCCUGACUUAACUCUUGUUUGAUAAGAGGAUUUGGUAUAUGCCUGUAUUAAAGCUGAAAGGUUCGUAAAGCUUUCCUGCACUGAUAGAGGUUGUGCAAUGAAAGUUUACUUGGUAAGUUUGACGUUCCCAAAAGAGAAAGCAUUAAGUUCCACAAAGAAGAGUGAUGCUAAAAGUUGAUUGUCCAUAAAUAUAUUUUGGAGUGCUGCUUCACACCUGUGCCCCUUGAGCUCAGUUUGAAAUGCACAAAGCACUUAAAUUGUACAGCCUACAUUUGGUGCUUUUUUCAAAAUCUAUUUCCAAUGACACCUUCACUGACCUUGAUUUAAUUGAACAGUAUAUUGAUGAAAAGCUAUUAAUUCACGAGAACGUUGUUUGAAAAGAGAAAAUAAGAACUGGAUGAAAUUAUUUGAAAUGUUUGAUCAGUUAAAACUAGGUUUGCUCCUCUUAGAUAGUUGAACUUAUGAGAAAUUGAAAGAGGGUGAACUUCUACAAGUGCGUUUGGAGAUCCUGCAUUACUUCCCCGUCAGAAUCGGGACCUCUGUGGGGUAUAAGGACUGUGGUGCGCAUUUAAUUGUUUGAACACACUUUAUCAGUUUUACUGUGGUCCAUAAAUUCUUUAUCUCAUGAAGAAUACCUGCUGCUAAAUGUGCUCCCCGUACAAGAGCGUGCAUUUGUCAGUAAAACCCUGCAGGCCUCUGUCUGGUCUUCACUCAGUUUCAUUUCAAGGUGAUGAAGUCCUUACUUUGUGGUGUUAUAAGUUAAUUCAGUGUGUGUGCGUGUGCGUGUGCAUGCGUGCCUGCGUGACAUGUAUUUCCAUUAAAUGUCAGAGGUGUAGAUAAUAGCUGACCAGUAAGUCAGUACCCUUCAUAUCCAAUUCCAAUAUACUGCAUGUCUACUUCUAUGUACCCUGUCAGAAAGCAUAGAGACAAUAUCAGAAAAGCAGCAUUUCCUGUUGCAAAGUUAUUGUAGUGUAGUCAAAUCUACAUAUUGGUUAAUGUGCAAGACUAACAGGUAAUCUUUUCUAUGCAACAGUAACAUGAGAAACCUCCCAGGAUUUGGAAUUCCAUCUGGAAAUUGUACCUGGAAUUAAUGAAGUUUUGAUUUGUUUGGAUACUGAAACCUGAAGGAACAUACUAUUAAUUUUAAUGUUGUCUGGCACAUUUGUUAUAUUCAUUGUUGACUCACUAUUGUAUAAUCAUUGGUAAGAAUCCCAGCACAGGAAGUUUUAACGCGUAAGCAUUUAUGCUCGCAUGAAGU
This is a messenger RNA of Anguilla rostrata (American eel), 2885 nucleotides long. RefSeq names its product short chain dehydrogenase/reductase family 16C, member 5b (gene sdr16c5b). The coding region runs from base 466 to 1383 and encodes 305 amino acids. Gene Ontology annotation, cellular component: lipid droplet. The record is from RefSeq and is a predicted model, not a curated record. Gene Ontology annotation, molecular function: oxidoreductase activity, acting on the CH-OH group of donors, NAD or NADP as acceptor. The transcript is spliced from 7 exons. NCBI's taxonomy places the organism in Eukaryota, Metazoa, Chordata, Actinopteri, Anguilliformes, Anguillidae.